AUGGUGAGGUUUUAUGUCGUCGGUGUUGCUGCUUUACUCAAUGAUCUGUCCACCACUCUGAAGUUAUUCACAACUGGCGAUGAUCCUGGGUCAAUCAAGAAUUGUUCAGACGUCUGUGGAUUAUAUCAUACACAAGAAUCUUCCAAUGGUGCUGGAGCUCAGGCAUCUGCUUCCAUAACUUAUGACUUUGUCGUGCAUAGCGCUUGUUAUUCCCAAGGCCUAUACAAGUACCACAGAUGCUGGAAUGCAGAAUUAUUGCCCCUGAUGAAUGCCCCACCAUGGGCCCACUCUUUAUCUCCAGAGAAACUGCCAUAUUGCUCCUUGGACUUUACUAAUUCGAGUCCAAAUCUCUUCACUGCGCUUUCUCCACCUAAGGAUGAACAAAACAGUGAGGAAAUGGUGUCAUCGGCAGUGACAGAGGAAACAGAUUCUCACAUGGGAAUGGCCGUUACUGGUAUUGUACUUUUAUCGGUAACUGUGGUCAUUGCAUUUUGUGCUGAGUAUCUGAUUGCAUCCAUUGAGGAAACUGCAGUCCGCUAUUCCAUCUCGAAGGCCUUCAUUGGCAAUACUGCAGAACAUGUCACUUCAGCCUGGAUCGCAACAAAGAACAGAUACGAGCUCAUCAUCACCCAUUUUGCAUUGGGAAUUCGAUUCGUCGACCAAGCCCUGACAUUGCACUUCCAUGACUUCGAGACAAUCGUCUUCUUUAUUUCUGAAUUCCUGGUCAACAUAUUACUCAUGGAUGGAAAAGGAAGUCUUAUGCUUAUUACCCUCUACUUGGUCAUCGCUGUCGCAUUUUGGGUGGCCUGA
This is a messenger RNA of Suillus subalutaceus, 810 nucleotides long. RefSeq lists its product as uncharacterized. Gene Ontology annotation, cellular component: fungal-type vacuole membrane. Gene Ontology annotation, biological process: intracellular calcium ion homeostasis; calcium ion transmembrane transport. Lineage: Eukaryota; Fungi; Basidiomycota; Agaricomycetes; Boletales; Suillaceae. The transcript has 13 exons. The record is from RefSeq and is a predicted model, not a curated record. The coding region runs from base 1 to 810 and encodes 269 amino acids. Gene Ontology annotation, molecular function: calcium:proton antiporter activity.